Molecule: messenger RNA, 3561 nt
Organism: Westerdykella ornata
Lineage: Eukaryota; Fungi; Ascomycota; Dothideomycetes; Pleosporales; Sporormiaceae
Product: calcium-translocating P-type ATPase
Exons: 3
Coding region: 1-3561 (1186 amino acids)
Biological process (GO): intracellular calcium ion homeostasis; calcium ion transmembrane transport
Cellular component (GO): membrane; intracellular membrane-bounded organelle
Molecular function (GO): P-type calcium transporter activity; ATP hydrolysis activity; ATP binding
Source: RefSeq, a predicted model, not a curated record
AUGCGAGCGAACACGAACGAGACCCUCGCGACCCUCACCGAGAAUGCUUCACCGGCCACUCUUGUUCCAGAGAGGACCUUCGCAGCAUCACAUUCCAGAGAACGAAGUCUAUCUGCAGCACGAAGUGGCCGAAGUCGUGCUGCGAGCGAGGCUACUCUGGCACCUCCAUCCACAUCUGCUAGUGCUUCGGUACAUAGCGGGACCAGUGCAUUCACGUUAGAGAACUCGUUACACCCAGAUGCACUGAAGCCUGACCCGGGCUGUGAGAAGGACUUCGCCGUUUUGAACAACAAGUUCGCCUUCUCGCCUGGAAUGUUGAACAAAAUGCUGAAUCCCAAGUCCCUCGCUGCAUUCAUAGCGCUCGGUGGCCUUCCCGGUCUCGAAACCGGCCUCCGCACCGAUGUAGACUCUGGACUGAGCAUCGACGAAACAGAGCUUCCAGGCUCGGUUUCCUUCGAAGAGGUUACGAAGCAAUACCGAAAGCUCCGCGGCACCGAUAAUUCAGCACUCCCCCGGCCCGUCGAAGUGCGUCAUGUCGAUGUUACUGAGUCUGGGCCUUCCGGAUCGGGCUCCGGAUCCCACGCUGGUGAAGCCUUUUACGAUCGCAAGAGGGUGUUCAGCGACAAUCGGCUUCCUACGAAGAAGCCGGUUUCAUUCUUCAUGCUUAUGUGGCAGGCUUAUUAUAAGGAGAGCGUACUGAUCCUACUUACGGUAGCGGCUGUUAUUUCCUUGGCACUCGGACUGUACGAGACAUUCGGAGUAGACCAUGGACCUGGGGCACCUCCAUCCGUUGAUUGGAUUGAAGGCUGUGCCAUCUGCGUCUCCAUCGUAGUGGUGGUCAUGGUCGGUGCUGUCAACGACUAUCAAAAAGACCGUGCCUUCAUCCGCCUAAACGCAAAGAAAGAAGCCCGUGACCUGAAAGUAAUCCGCUCCGGAAAAUCCUUCACCAUCUCAGUCUACGACGUCUUGGUUGGCGAUGUGCUCCACCUCGAACCUGGGGAUCUAAUUCCCGCAGACGGCAUCUUUAUCUCCGGACAUAAUGUCAAAUGCGACGAGUCUUCGGCUACUGGUGAAUCUAACCAGAUGAAGAAAACGAGUGCAGAGCAGGUUUUGCGGCUUCUUGAGCGUGGUCACAGUGACUCGAAAGACCUCGACCCGUUCAUCAUCUCGGGUAGCAAGGUGCUUGAAGGUGUAGGAACCUACCUGGUCACUUCAGUCGGUGUGAACUCCAGCUAUGGCAAGAUCCUCAUGGCCAUGCGCCAGGACAUGGACCCUACCCCCCUUCAAGUGAAGCUGGACGGGCUGGCGAAGGGCAUUGCCAAACUCGCGACAGCCGGUUCAUUCCUUUUGCUACUCAUCCUUCUUUUCCGCUUGGUUGCAACAUUUCCAGGAAGUCCUCUUGGUCCCGCCGAGAAGGCUUCUAGGUUCAUGGACAUCCUUAUCGUUUCCGUCACCAUCAUCGUUGUGGCUGUUCCCGAAGGUCUUCCCCUGGCUAUCGCUCUUUCUCUCGCUUUCGCGACGACUCAGAUGGUGAAGAUGAACAACCUCGUGCGAAUCUUGAAGUCCUGCGAGACCAUGGGAAACGCCACAGAUGUAUGUUCCGACAAGACCGGGACCCUCACUCAGAACAAGAUGACAGUUGUCACGGGCACAUUCGGCGAGGAUUCCUUCGAUGACAAGAACACCGGAUCUACUGCCGGCAGGUCAGCGGAAUUCGCGCAACGACUGACUGCUGCUCAGAAACGUCUCCUUAUCGAGUCCAUUGCAAUUAACUCCACUGCGUUCGAAGGUGACGGAGGAGAGUUCGGCUUCGUCGGAUCCAAAACUGAGACUGCCUUGCUCGGUUUUGCGAAGAAUGUUCUCGGAAUGGGCUCCCUUUCUCAAGAACGGACCCAAGCCCAGGUUGUGCAGAUGCUGCCUUUUGACUCUGGCCGCAAAUGCAUGGGAGCUGUGCAGAAACUGACCGACGGAACUUAUCGUCUCUUGGUUAAGGGGGCCAGUGAGAUUCUCCUUUCUUAUUCGACUGCUCUUGCGCUCCCAACCGGCGACGUCCCCAUGGACACCACCCAGGUCACGCGCAUCACAGAGGUUAUCGAAAGCUACGCUAAGCAGUCACUGCGCACCAUUGGCAUCAUCUACAAGGACUUCCAACAGUGGCCGCCUCGUGGUGCAGAGAAUCCGGAUGAUCCAUCCACGGCGGCCGAUCUCGGAUCCCUUCUGAAAGGUAUGACUUUCAUUGGGGUUGUUGGUAUUCAAGAUCCCAUUCGUCCGGGCGUCCCCGAAGCGGUUGCCAAGUGCAAGCACGCAGGAGUCAAAGUGCGUAUGGUUACUGGCGACAAUGUUGUGACUGCUAAGGCGAUUGCUACGGACUGUGGCAUUUAUACUGAUGGAAUCAUCAUGGAAGGACCUUCCUUCAGAAAACUCAGCGAGUCCGAUUUGGACGCUAUUUUUCCCCGGCUGGAGGUCCUGGCCCGCUCAUCGCCUGAAGAUAAGAGGAUUUUGGUGACCAGACUCAAGCAACUCGGCGGUAUCGUGGCCGUCACAGGUGAUGGUACCAACGACGGUCCAGCGCUGAAGGCUGCGGAUAUUGGCUUCUCCAUGGGUAUUGCAGGCACUGAGGUGGCGAAAGAGGCAUCGUCUAUUAUCCUUAUGGAUGAUAACUUUGCGUCUAUUAUCGUUGCGCUUAUGUGGGGUCGCUCUGUGAACGAUGCGGUGCAGAAGUUUCUGCAGUUCCAGAUCACAGUGAACAUCACGGCAAUGGUGGUUGCAUUCAUUUCCGCUGUCGUUGAUCCCUAUAUGCGCUCCGUCCUCACCGCAGUGCAGCUCCUUUGGAUCAACCUCUUUAUGGACUCUCUCGCCGCGCUCUCCCUCUCCACCGACUUCCCUACCGACGAGAUUCUCAACCGCCCCCCAACUCCCCGUCACGCCUCCAUCAUCUCCCUCACCAUGUGGAAAAUGAUCAUCGGCCAGGCCAUCUACCAGAUUGUUGCAACCUUCAUCUUACACUUCGCCGGCCCCAAGUUCCUGCCCUACCCUGAAAAGGAAAUGCGCUCCCUCAUCUUCAACAUGUUCGUCUGGCUGCAGAUCUUCAACCAGUACAACAACCGUCGAUUGGACAACAAGCUCAACAUCUUCGUCAACAUCCACAAGAAUUACUACUUCAUCGGUCUCAACCUCAUCAUGGUGGGAUGCCAGAUCGCCAUCGUCUUCUUCGGUUCCACCGCCUUCAGCAUCACCGCGCUCAACGGCCCACAGUGGGCUAUCAGCGUCGUUAUCGCGCUCCUGUGCAUUCCUUGGGGAGUAUGCGUCCGUCUAUUCCCGGACGCCUGGUUCGAGGUCGGCGCCAAGUUCGUCGGGAAACCGUUCGUCGUUGUGUACCGCCCGCUGUCCAGAAUGACGAGUAUCGUCAUGGAGAGGGUGAAGCCGAAGAAGUGGCAGAAGGACGCGAAUGAAAAGGGAAAAGAUGUCGAGGGCAGUGAUGACGGGAGCUAUGUGGGGAAUGGGAAGUCGCCUGCUCGGACCAUCUCUGUGAGCGGGGACCCUGAGAAGGGAGUUCUGUAA